Messenger RNA from Brassicogethes aeneus, 1735 nucleotides. The record is from the annotation of a GenBank genome assembly. NCBI's taxonomy places the organism in Eukaryota, Metazoa, Arthropoda, Insecta, Coleoptera, Nitidulidae.
CACGAUGUGAGCAGUACGGUCUGCGACACGCUACCAAUGUAAAUAAAUACCUUUUAAUUUAUUCGUAUUUAAAUAAAAUGUUUGUUAAAUGUGCAGUUCUAGUCCUAGUUCUAGUGAUAAGUGUUAUUGAUGGGCAAAUGUUUGGGAAAAGAUUGCGAAGAUUUCCCAUGAGGACUGCAAUGACCUUGAAGCAACGACUGCAGAACAAAAUUUUGCAGUACAGGGAAAGAAAUACACAAACUAUUUGUUAUGAAAAAGUUGGAUGUUUUGAGCUUCCCCACAGCAGAUCCCCCCUUCAAAAAACCCCGGAAAGUCCCAAAGUCAUAGACACGAAAUUCUUUCUAUUUAGAAGGGACAUUAACUUCGCAACCCCUCAAAUUCUUUAUUACGACGACGAGGGUAAAUCUUUAAAUGGUUCGAAAUUCAACCACACGCAAAAAUUGAAACUUUUCAUACACGGAUACAUGAGCAACUGGAACGAAAAAGGUCCGGUACUUGGGUCGGAAGCUUUUUUGAAAUUGUAUGAUUGCAACAUGAUCCUGAUGGAUUGGAGCAAAGGGGCCAGGGGUCCCCAAUAUGCAACAGCUGCAGCCAAUACCGAGGUAGCUGGUAGACAAUUAGGCCUCCUUCUUAUACAAAUGGUUGAAAAGGGGUUGGAUCCUAAAAAUAUCCAUUUACUCGGGUUUUCAUUGGGGGCCCAUGUGGCGGGUACAGCUUCGGAAAUGUUGAAAUAUAAAGGGCAUCUAAUCGGAAGAAUAACAGGCCUUGAUGCAGCAAGUCCCCUAUUCCGAAGCAAUCAUUUCAGGGAAAAAUAUAAGAAGUUGGACAGGAGUGAUGCUCAUUUUGUCGACGUGAUUCAUACGGAUUCCAGUCCGUCGGUAACAGACGGUUUUGGUUUGUGGGAGCCAAUAGGACACGUUGACUUCUUUCCCAAUGGCGGACAAGAACAACCUGGGUGCAAAGACACUAAACGUUCAGUGGUUGUUUCCUCACUUGACAAGAGCUUGAACCGAGAUAUCGCCUGCAGUCACAUUAGAGCGUGGCAUCUAUACGCAGAAACGCUUUUGAACAAAAUCAAAAAUAAAACCGAUUCAUGUCAGUUUAUUUCGUACUAUUGUCCUGGUGGUUUGCCUUCGUUCGAGAAAGGACAUUGUUUUCCCCGUUUGGAGAAACGGAAUAGCUCCACAUUCCUGGAUAACACGUAUCGAAAUGAAGUUGGAGUGUUUGGGGAAGAUGUCAAAGGGGAAGGAGUUAUGUACUUUAGUACCUCCAGUGCCAGUCCUUUUUGUGGAACUCAGUUACAAGCUUCCGUUCAGUUAUCGCAAAAUAUCGGAAAGGUAAAAGGUGUUUUACAGUUAAAACUGCGGUACUCGAAAAAUGUUGCACUAUUCCACAUCCAUUGCGACGUUUCUGAUGUAAUAAUGACGGGGUCGCGGAUGAAUGGAUUAGCAGUUGCUCCCCACAACAGCUUGAACGAAAAAGUUGAAAAUAUCAAUGCUUCCUUAAUUUAUUACACCACUUUUGAUAAUGCGAACAAUAAUUCCAUUACAAAGCCGUUGUACGUCGACAGAAUAGUGGUUACUGAUAUGUACGAAAACAGCUGGCGGUACUGUGGCAAAAAUACCGUUAUAAGUGAAAACAAAGUUCAAUUGACACUCUCAAGAACACUGUGUUAAUCAACGUAUGAUUAAUACUAGGCAACAAUUUUACUUGUGUAUUUUAGGAACGAUUUUAA